CCUCAGUCGUCAUACGAAAGUAUGAGUUACCGUAAAGUGUGAAGCCUGAACAAGAGUCAUUCAUUCGCGAUCAGUCACUCAUACAAGUCGCUGCGAACUGACGUCACGCUGUUAUAGUUCACCAGUCGCGACAUGAACUCAACUCAAUAAAAUAUAUGCGAAAUGUCUCGCGCGUCCGCUUUCAAAACAAUCUUCUGAACGAAAAUGACGAAAUACAAACUUAACAAUACAGUCCGGUCGUCUUCUGAAGUGACAUUAACAUCAUACAUGACCGGCAAUAUGGAAAGAAAGGACAAUGUAUACCAAAUACCACUGGAAGAUGCGAACUCGGACAGAUGUAAUAUAUGCCCGAACUGUGAAUAUAUAGACGAGAACCAACUUGCCGCGUCUUUGCAGAAAUCGUGCGAUAAGUUUGGACUCAAUGAACUCAAGGUUGAGGGUCUGGAAGAUGGGUGUUUGUGUGAGAAAUACAAUGGUGGUUGUAAGUUGUGUCCUCGCUCCAGUCCUGCGCCGACCCUCACCAUAAACCUGGAGAGUAGUCAGGGGAAACAGUGCCUCUCAUGUCAUGCUACCACUCUCUACCCCAGUUCUAAUGGCCCCUAUCCGAAUCCCGAUUAUCCAGAGAAGAAAAACCAAAGAUGGAAGAGCAACUUGUCUAAACGCGCAAGGUCAUGUUGCUCCAAGAAGACGAUACUCCGACGGCUGCCCAUCCUGAGUUGGCUGCCAAACUACAGCUUCAGAAGCGGCUUAGCCGAUGCCAUUGCAGGUUUAACAGUGGGGCUCACAGUGAUCCCACAAGCCAUCGCCUACGCGGGGGUUGCUGGUCUACCUCCGCAGUACGGCCUCUACUCCUCGUUCAUGGCCUGCUUCGUCUACACGGUCUUCGGCUCCGUGAAGGAUUCUGCAAUAGGACCGACCGCGAUAGCCGCCAUACUGACUAGGGAAAACCUGCACGGCCUUGGACCGGAGUUCGCAGUUCUGUUGGCUUUUCUGUCCGGAUGCGUCGAACUCAUCAUGGGCAUAUUGCAAUUGGGCUUCCUCAUUGAUUUCAUCAGCGGCCCGGUGUCCGUCGGUUUCACAUCAGCAGCUGCGAUCAUUAUAGCCACCACACAAGUGAAGGACAUCCUCGGCCUCAGCUUUCCUGGUGGAAAGUUUCUUCAGGUGUGGACUGGUAUUUACGAGCACAUAGGAGAGACAAGACUUUGGGAUACAGUUCUAGGACUUUUAUGUAUCAUCGUGUUGCUAUUGCUAAGGAAAGUGAAAGACAUAAAAUUGGGUGACUCUUCCGACGACAUCAGCGAAGUAGCUGGUCUAUCGGAGACUGUUAGCACAAGCAGUAGAAUCCGAGCUGGGGUCUCCCAGGCGCUCUGGUUCCUGUCCACCACCAGGAACAUCCUCGUAGUCCUGUUGUGCUCAGGACUUGCCUACUACUUCGAUACUAAGAACAAGACGCCAUUUGUGUUAACUGGGACUGUGAAACCAGGGUUGCCAGAGUUCUCCCCGCCACCGUUCUCGGCAACCGUCGGCAACCACACUUACACCUUCACGGAGAUGACGUCAACCCUCGGGUCCGCCAUCUUUGUGGUCCCGUUACUUUCAAUAUUGGAGAACAUUGCCCUGGCCAAGGUCUUCUCGGAAGGUAAAUAUGUCGACGCAACUCAAGAGAUGGUGGCGCUAGGAGUGUGUAAUAUCGUGUCGUCCGUCGUGGAUUCUAUGCCAGUGUCGGGCGCGCUCUCCCGGGGCGCUGUCAACCACGCUUCUGGGGUCGCCACACCAGCUGGUGGGAUAUACACUGGAGUACUAGUCUUGUUGGCCUUACAGUAUUUCACGCCCUACUUCUACUACAUCCCGAAGGCCUCACUGGCCGCUGUCAUCAUUGCAGCGGUUGUCUUCAUGAUGGAGUUACACGUUUUCAAGCCUAUAUGGAGAACCAAGAAACUAGAUAUAAUUCCCGCCGUGGUCACCUUCGCAACCUGUCUCCUCGUUCGCCUGGAGCUGGGCAUCGUGUGCGGUAUUGCCGUCAACCUGCUGUUUCUACUCUACGCCUCCGCCAGACCUUCUGUCAGGGUCACCAGGGCAGUGUCGAGCGAUGGCGUACCGUACGUCCUGGCGACGGUAGAUCGCGCGCUGUCGUUCCCGUCGGCCGAGUACGUGCGGCGCGCUAUCCGCAAGGCGCCCGCAGACGCUCCCCUCGUACUUGACGCGCACCACGUGCAGGGCGCAGACUUCACCGCAGCCAAGGGUAUCAAAUCAUUGAUAGACGACUUCCAUGCCAGAGACCAGACGAUAAUAUUUUACAACGUGAAGCCUUCCAUAGCCGAGGUCUUCCGAGGGGUGAGGCCUCGUGAGUUUCUGCAUUGUGCACACAGAGCCGAACUCGACAGGAUACUACUUAAUAUAUCUAGAGGCAUUAAGCAGCCGUAACUUGAAACAAUCGAGAGGAGAAAUUAAGUUCCUGUGUUUAGACAAAUUAUUUUAAGUAAAUUAAAAUAUACUAAAGCUGUAGCCCUAUAAAUGUAUUCCAUUUGAGUGUUCAACAUGUUCGCGGUAUAUAGUCUACAGUUAACAUUGCGUUGUCUACAUUUCCGCCAUUGUAUGAGCGAGAUGGAUAGAUAAUUCCAAGUGCGCAAAAAGGAUUAGUAGUACGGGGUCAUCGACCGAAAUUUCAUGUAGCGCGGCCGUUAUUUAGCAGAAAAUUUUGAAUUAUUUCUAAGACAUAUUUAUUGGUACAAAAUAUUGUAUGUGAUAGUACGUCAUAUUGUGAUUUAGAAAUAAAAUGUAUAGAAAAAUAUGAAUAAGGUGCUAAUCGACUUACUGCCUAAUAAGUAGCUAAUUAGUAAAUUGAUAACUCGUCCAGGAGUAAUUUUUUUCAUUGAUUACUACGUACUACUAUUAUAUGUUAUUCAAAUAUGACGUUAUUUUAUUAUUCAGAUUAGAAUGUUAAAAAUAUGUAGUAGAAUGGAACUGUUUUUAUGAUGUGAAUUUAAAGAUGGCAUAUAGCUUUUGGAUAGCCUUGGACACAAAUAUGGUAUAAAAAAUAUAUUAUGUAUAACAGCGUGUAUAUUUAACGCAUGAUCUUUUUAUGAAUAAUAUACAAUAUUCAAACAGUAUUACACCAUAGAUUAUGAAUUAAAUCAUUUAA
Messenger RNA from Leptidea sinapis, 3142 nucleotides. Its product is annotated as sodium-independent sulfate anion transporter-like. Gene Ontology annotation, biological process: transmembrane transport. The coding region runs from base 205 to 2424 and encodes 739 amino acids. Lineage: Eukaryota; Metazoa; Arthropoda; Insecta; Lepidoptera; Pieridae. Gene Ontology annotation, cellular component: membrane. Gene Ontology annotation, molecular function: secondary active sulfate transmembrane transporter activity. The transcript has 12 exons. The record is from RefSeq and is a predicted model, not a curated record.